GCGUCUAAAAGCAGCUGAGUGAAGUUUGAAGUGGGAGAGGAGAGGGGAGGGGAGGGGAGGGGAGAGGAGGGGCGAGGCAGAUAUUAUUCGAUCAACAGAGAGGAUGUUGAGGAAGGAGUGGAAGGUUGCGAGUGAUGGGAGCGGAGAUUUUGGCAGCGUUCAGGAGGCCAUUGACGCGGUAGUUCCCCUUUGCAACAAGCAGAGGAUUGUGAUCAAUGUGAUGCCCGGUGUGUACAAGCAGCCCCUUUACGUGGCCAAGACCAAAAACCUCAUCACUCUGCGGGGCUUCUCCCCUGAGCACACCAUCCUCACCUGGGACAACACCGCCACCAACAUCCGCCAUCACCAGGCUUCUCGUGUCAUUGGAACCGGAACCUUUGCAUGUGGUUCCGUCAUAAUUGAAGGGGAGGAUUUUAUAGCUGAGAACAUUACAUUUGAGAAUUCUGCUUGUGAGGGUUCAGGCCAAGCUGUGGCCCUAAGAGUAACGGCUGAUCGAUGUGCUUUCUACUGUUGCAGGUUCCUAGGGUGGCAGGAUACUUUAUAUUUGCAUUAUGGGAAACACUAUCUAAGAGACUGCUAUGUUGAAGGCAGUGUGGACUUCAUCUUUGGAAAUAGUACAGCUCUUCUAGAACAUUGUCAUGUACAUUGCAAAUCACCUGGAUUCAUUACUGCCCACAGUAGGAAGUCUCCUCAGGAAUCAACAGGUUAUGUUUUCCUGAGGUGUGUCAUCACUGGAAAUGGAGGGGCAUCAUAUACUCAUCUUGGACGGCCUUGGGGCCCCUUUGGACGGGUGGUUUUUGCAUAUACAUGGAUGGAUGCGUGUAUUAAACCUGUUGGCUGGAAUAAUUGGAACAAAGCUGAAAAUGAAAGAACUGCUUGUUUCUAUGAGUACAGGUGCUCAGGUCCCGGAAGUAACCCGACGAAAAGAGUUUCAUGGUCUCGAGAACUCAUGGAUGAAGAAGUAACCCAGUUUGUUAUGCAUCAGUUUAUAGACCCAGACCCAGAAAGGUCAUGGUUGUCUCAGAAAAUGUCCAUGAAAUUACCUAUCUCAGCUUAGUUAGUAAAAAGGCCCAAGAGAGACCCCAUUUCUGCAAGGCCUUCAAUCUUAUGUUUGGAAAUUUCAACAUAUACAUCCUCUGACUUGGCUCCUUUAUUUCCCGUGUUGUGUUGAGGCCUUAUUCUGUUUGGAGAUAUAAACAUACACAUCCUCAGACUUGGCUUGUUCUAUUUCCCUUUUUGUGGAUGGCAUUGUCAUUGCAUCUUCUUUCCGUAGAGGGAGGUAUUUGAUUGACCACUGAACAGUGAUGUAAUUCCUUGUUCCAUAUGUUGUAAUUAUGUAUUCCUUUGUUUCUCGAAGAGUUUAUUCUCUUUGUUUAUGAGAAACGUUAGUAUCACGUCUGUGUAGCGAUGAGUUUGUUUUCUUUGUUUAUGAGAAACGUUAGUAUACCGUUUGGGAAGCUCA
Messenger RNA from Amborella trichopoda, 1462 nucleotides. RefSeq names its product pectin methylesterase 31 (gene PME31). Gene Ontology annotation, biological process: cell wall modification; pectin catabolic process. Gene Ontology annotation, molecular function: pectinesterase activity. The record is from RefSeq and is a predicted model, not a curated record. Lineage: Eukaryota; Viridiplantae; Streptophyta; Magnoliopsida; Amborellales; Amborellaceae.